Molecule: messenger RNA, 2619 nt
Organism: Pipistrellus nathusii (Nathusius's pipistrelle)
Lineage: Eukaryota; Metazoa; Chordata; Mammalia; Chiroptera; Vespertilionidae
Source: the annotation of a GenBank genome assembly
AUGGAGAUGGACAAGCCCCCACAGUUGGUGACUCCAGCAUCAGUGAAAGCCAUCAUCUCGAGAAUUGAGGCCGCCCAGCUAACUCGGGCUCAGGAGGAUAUUUCUUCCCAGCUCACUGACAUCCUGGACAAUGUCAAUUGUGUCAUCAACCGCUUCCAGGAAGAAUUGGGAUAUGACUUAAAAGAAAAAGCAAAAUCUCACCAGAUGGAGCAAAAGGGCAAAACGAGAUUCACCUUGCUGGAGAAAAUUGCCUCCUUCUCCAAAGAUGCUAAGACUAAAGAGAAGCACUUAUACGAAAUUCUCCACUGGCUGGGUGACUGGGGUGACAGUCUGACCUAUGAGAUCAACAACAGGCACAGUGAGAAGGAAGAGGAAGGCCUGGACGAAUGGAUUGAGGUGAUGGAAAAAUUGUUACCUCUCUCCCUCAUCAGCACCAAAGGAGGCAUCGAGUCUCUCAUUUCCCUUUGCUCCACUCUCAUUGAAGGACAAAAGAAAAGGGCACAAAUGUCCAAGCACACAUUGUGGCAAAGCUGGCGAGAACAAAACCUACAAAAAUCGACAUCCUGCCCUCAGCCACUGAGCCCAGAACAGAUGCUCCAGGACAAGAAUGCUACCUGUGCGAGGGUUUCUGAGGUGCGGUCCAUGCUGCAGGAACUUCUGGACUCCACCAUGUUCAACCAGGAAGAAGUCAGGGCCAUCAGGUACAUGUCUGCUGUGGUGGAGAACCUCAACAAGGCCUUGAUCCUCCAGCACAAUGAGAACAGGAGCCUGCAAACCAAACAGCGGCAACUGAAAAUAGAUAUGACCAAAGAACUCAGUAGCCAGAGGGUGUACUUCCAGCACUCCCUCCAAGCCCUUGAGAAAAAGAGGGAUGCCCUAACAAGACAGGUAGAAACCCUAGGGAAAAAGAACCACGACCUUCUCCUGAUAAAGCAUGCCUUAGAGCUUCAGCUAAAGAAGCCUCAGUCUGCGAGAGGUGAAGCUGACACUCUGGGCCCACUUGAGAAAGAGGCUCUCCCAGAGAAAGAAUUGGCCAUGGAGGAAGGCCAACAGGAAGCCAAGAAGGAGGAGCAGUUAUUUUCACCACUUUCCCCAGAUUCCACCAUCACUACGCAUUCAAGGGUCACAGAUGUAUACAGCAGCAGAGACCCUGAAAGCCUUCAGCUUGUGUUGCCAUCCUCAGUGGAUCACAAGUUUCCUAACAAAUGGGAAAUAAUGUUUGCAAAGAGCCCAGGCCAUAAAGUCAAAGACCAGAAGGACUUCAUCCAGGAAGCAGCCCAGGAGAAAGAAGAACUCCAAAUUAAGUCCCAGGUUAGGGAGCAGCUGUCUCCAGAGAGCAAGGGGGAGCACUGGGAAGAGGAACUCAGCUGGGAGAGGCGGAGGCAGCAGUGGCUGGAGCAGGAGGAGCUAUGGCUGCAGCGGCAGCAGAAGUGGGCCCUGCUGGAGCAGGAGCAUGAGGAGAAGCUGAGGCAGUGGGCGGUGCAGGAAGCGGCGAAGGAACAGCAGGAGAGACUGGUCCAACAGAAAAAGGAGGGAGGGGGCUCUCGGAGAGAGCUGGAGCAGCCAGGCAAGGACGAGGAGAUGAUCUUCGUGACCACCAAUCGAUGGAGAGACUUGGAAAAGGCAUCACCAUCCCCUCCCCCAAGCCGAACCCAAUCUGCUGGCCAACGUAGGAGGCCACACUUGCCCAGGACCCCUAAUACCCAGAAGUCUGCACUAGGAAAUCAAAGGAUCAAGAGUUCACCCGAGUUUACUCUGAAACCAUGGACCCAACGGGUUCCCACGAAGACUAAGAAAUCAGCUUCUGUUCCUAGCACAGGGGCAUCCGUCCGAAAGGUGACCCAGUCCUCUUUGCAUAUAUCCUCCGUAACUCUAAACAGGAAGGAAUACCACAUGGAUAUGGAGGCCCAGAGGGAAAACCUGCAGCUCCUGCGGGAGAUUGCUAAGCAGGGGCUGCCCAACUACCUGCACAGCAAGGCCCUGAAUCUUACCACUACCAGCAUGGAACUGACCAAACUUAGGCUGCAGAGCCUGUGCCAUAAAUACAUCAUCUACAGAUGCUUCCAGAGCCUCCGACAAGAAGUGAUCAACCACAUCCAAACCAUGCGGGAAACCAAGGCUACCUACAAGGCCCAGAGUCUCUACGUCUUCCUGGAGAACAUCGACCACCUGCAGGACCUGCGCCUGAAGGCCUGGACGGACAAGCAGAAGGACCUGGAGGACAAGCGUCGAGACUGCCUGAGCAGCAUGGCAACCAUGUUCCCCAAGAUCAAGCAGGAGUGGAACAUUCAUCUGCACACCCCUGUGGUCACCUCCCCAAAGUCAAGGAAAAGCAAGCCACCCCCCUCCUUACUCCGGCGUGUCCACUCUAGCAGCCCCCCCAGGAAGCAGCCCCCAGAGCAUCUUCCAUCCAAGCACCAGAAACGGGUGCCUCUGCAGACGGCCCGCCCACGGAGGAACCAGAUGGAGACUGUUUGGAAGACUGAUGUGGCCUCCUCCAGCCACCCAAUAGAGAGGUGCCCAGAUGUUCCCCGGCUAUUGGCAUUGGAUGUGCAUUCCUCCUUCCAUAAAAGCUUGACGUCCCUCAAGGCCCGGUACGGGGCAAGGCUGGGUGGUUAA